UAUUGCAAUACCAUCCGGCAAUUUAAAAGUAUUUUUUUUCAUUUUAAUAGUAAAUUAAUUAAAUAAUAAUAAAAGUCAGAAAAAAAGUACAAAAAUGUUUAAUGUGAUAAAUACUGUUUCAAGGACGAAUAAGGUCCUACCAGCUUUGUUGAAUUUCAACAGGCAAUAUGCUGCAAAAGCUGCUGGUAAAGUAGCAGCAGCCAGUAAUGGUAGGGUUGUCGCUGUUAUUGGCGCUGUUGUGGAUGUCCAAUUCGACGGUGAACUUCCAUCGAUUUUGAACGCCCUUGAGGUCCAAAAUCGUUCACCACGUUUGGUUUUAGAAGUUGCCCAGCAUUUAGGAGAAAGUACUGUAAGAACAAUUGCUAUGGAUGGUACAGAAGGUUUGGUACGUGGUCAAAGUGUCAAUGAUACUGGGGCUCCAAUUCGUAUCCCAGUAGGAGCAGAAACCUUGGGUCGUAUUAUCAAUGUAAUUGGUGAACCAAUUGACGAACGCGGUCCUAUUCCAACCGACAAAACUGCUCCAAUUCAUGCUGAAGCUCCUCCAUUUGUUGAAAUGAGCGUCGAGCAAGAAAUUCUUGUAACUGGCAUCAAAGUUGUAGAUUUAUUAGCUCCAUAUGCCAAAGGUGGUAAGAUUGGACUUUUCGGAGGAGCUGGCGUAGGAAAAACUGUGUUGAUUAUGGAACUUAUUAAUAACGUAGCAAAGGCCCAUGGUGGUUAUUCAGUAUUUGCCGGGGUUGGUGAAAGAACACGUGAAGGAAACGAUUUAUACAAUGAAAUGAUUGAAGGUGGUGUUAUUUCAUUGAAAGACAAAACAUCAAAAGUCGCACUUGUAUAUGGUCAAAUGAAUGAACCACCAGGCGCCCGCGCUCGUGUUGCUUUAACUGGAUUAACUGUUGCUGAAUAUUUCCGUGAUCAAGAGGGACAAGAUGUAUUGCUCUUUAUCGAUAACAUUUUCCGUUUCACACAAGCCGGUUCAGAAGUAUCUGCCUUGUUAGGUCGUAUUCCAUCUGCUGUAGGUUACCAACCAACUUUGGCAACUGACAUGGGCUCUAUGCAGGAACGUAUUACAACAACUAAAAAGGGUUCAAUUACAUCAGUACAAGCUAUUUAUGUACCAGCUGAUGACUUGACUGAUCCUGCUCCCGCAACAACUUUUGCCCAUUUAGACGCAACAACUGUAUUAUCACGUGCCAUUGCUGAAUUGGGUAUUUAUCCAGCUGUAGAUCCUUUGGAUUCAACAUCUCGUAUUAUGGAUCCAAAUAUUAUUGGUGAAAAACAUUACAAUGUUGCUCGUGGUGUACAAAAAAUCUUACAAGAUUACAAAUCCUUACAAGAUAUUAUUGCUAUUUUGGGUAUGGAUGAAUUGUCUGAAGAAGAUAAAUUAACAGUAGCUCGUGCACGUAAAAUCCAACGUUUCUUAUCACAGCCAUUCCAAGUCGCUGAAGUUUUCACUGGUCACGCUGGAAAACUAGUACCAUUAGAACAAACUAUCAAAGGUUUUUCUCAAAUUUUAGCUGGAGAAUAUGAUCAUUUACCAGAAGGUGCUUUCUAUAUGGUUGGACCAAUCGAAGAAGUUGUAGAGAAAGCCGACAGAUUAGCCAAAGAAGCUGGUGCAUAAGCAUGUUAACAAAAUUUUUGUUUGAUUUUCCAACAAUAUGUUAAUUAUGUUCUACUUUAAAGUAAUUUUAAGUUAAAAAAAAACAUCUUUAUAAAAACGAGAAAAUUUCACAUUAAAACACAAAUAUAAAAAUA
This is a messenger RNA of Condylostylus longicornis, 1752 nucleotides long. Its product is annotated as ATP synthase subunit beta, mitochondrial-like. Lineage: Eukaryota; Metazoa; Arthropoda; Insecta; Diptera; Dolichopodidae. The record is from RefSeq and is a predicted model, not a curated record. The transcript has 5 exons. Gene Ontology annotation, biological process: proton motive force-driven mitochondrial ATP synthesis; proton transmembrane transport. Gene Ontology annotation, molecular function: ATP binding; ATP hydrolysis activity; proton-transporting ATP synthase activity, rotational mechanism. Bases 95 to 1618 code for a protein of 507 amino acids.